AUGUCAUCUCCACUGUUGCUCCCAGAAGACACCGUCAAGCGUCUCCAAAUCAGAGACGCGUCUCUUGUCGGCGGGGAGAACAACGGCACUAGAAAAAUCUCCCUCGGCCUCCUAAGCCCGCCAUCGUCAACUACUUCAAGAAACGCGUCCAACUCGUCCUCAUCUUCGGAAGAAGUCGUGUACAUCUCUAUUCCAACUCGACUAGAUUCCGCGCAGACUCUCGAGUUCAUGGGGCUGACUCCAGAUAAAUCAAAAGAACUAUACGCCAGCAGACAACACAGGCAGCAGAUUACGCACACGAACAUCGACUUACAACGAUGGGUAAUCGAACACGUCGUCUACAUAUGCGCAGACAUACUUGACGAGGAUGAUGAUUGGAAAGAGAAGAUGACAGAUGCCGGUAUCAAGCAAGAAAUUUCUGACGCCCUUAUGAAAGACGAGCACCGUGUGAUCCGGGGAGUUCAGUCGUUAUCCGAGUGGCUUGAGGAAAUUCUUGAGACAAAUUAUCUCGCACUGGUAGAUAUGAACGCCCGCAUAUUACAAGAGCUAGCAGCCCCACCAAGUGUACAUCUGAAGGGAGGAGCAGGCGAGCCGUACACCGUACCCAACGCACCUGAAGGUCAUAUUGCGCUGUUCAAGAGCGUCGAGUUCAGGCGAUGCGCAGGAUGUAUAGCCGAAGAUGGAUCGUUGAACCUUGCACGACUGGAGUCCACCGGACCAACAGACUUCGCAAGACGAGGAGGACUCUAUUUCACUCAUGAGAUCUGGGUCUCGAACCACUAUUCAUCGCUGAUCACUGACGCUUGUCCGGUCGCUGAUCGACGGACAGUCGAACUACACGUUCCGCUAUCCCAUCUUACAAAGAUGAAGGUUUGGGAUCUGAAGUUCGAAGAUGACAACUUCAAGCAACUGUUGUUCUUCUCAAGGCGCGAAGAGAAGUACCCGAAGCCGAUCUCACAAUUACGCGCUGCUCACGGAAUCAUCGCCGGACCUAUUGGUCAUGCUCACAAUCUAGCCUUUGGAAAAAUGAAGAGCUGGAAGGAUAUUACUGAAAAGCAUCAGCUCCAAGAGCGGGAGACGGUCGUCGAUGGCAAAGGCAACGAGAAGGAGAUUGUGAAGUACGGCAGACAAUGGGUUUGGAUUGGCGAGAACUCCGUUGAGCAGCUUGAGGAGGAUUGCAGGGACAAGGUGUAUCUGCGUCGGCCAGAGCAGGGCCUCAAGUUAGUGCCCCAACCUUGGAAAGACGAGUCCGCGAAGGGCAAGGGUAUCAUGAAGUAG
Molecule: messenger RNA, 1278 nt
Organism: Alternaria ventricosa
Lineage: Eukaryota; Fungi; Ascomycota; Dothideomycetes; Pleosporales; Pleosporaceae
Exons: 1
Coding region: 1-1278 (425 amino acids)
Source: RefSeq, a predicted model, not a curated record